Saccoglossus kowalevskii is the source of this 2465-nucleotide messenger RNA. Its product is annotated as sorting nexin-14-like. Gene Ontology annotation, cellular component: late endosome. The record is from RefSeq and is a predicted model, not a curated record. Gene Ontology annotation, biological process: autophagosome maturation. Lineage: Eukaryota; Metazoa; Hemichordata; Enteropneusta; Harrimaniidae. Gene Ontology annotation, molecular function: phosphatidylinositol binding.
AUGGCGGACUUAUCAACACAGCUGUGGGAUCUCGGGAACAAAAAUCGAAGAUAUUCCUACGCCAUCGGGAUUCUAUUUAUUCUCAGCGUUGUGUUCACCAACUACUUGCACAUAUUAAUGAUGGGAUGGUCCUUUGUUGCUGGACUGUUGAUGUCUUACCUUAUUAUUAGCAAUAACCCAUUAUUGCCUAAUCUAUUACCCAUGUUUAGAAGAGAACAAAAAGUCACAUCAGAUGUGAGUGAUACACCAGUACAAACCAUUAAGGUCUGCUCUAUAUGUGGAGAUGAAAAGUGUACCAGGCACAGACCAGAACUAACUAUAACAACUCUACAACCAUGGGCUAAUUUCUAUAUUCCCCAAAGGGUAGAUAAUGCGAUAGCCGAGCUUUUAGAGUUGGUGCUUAAAAAUUUUAUCUAUGUUUGGUAUCAUGACUUGAGUUCAGAUGAACAGUUUGUGACAACUCUUCGUCAGUCUUUAAGAUAUGCUGUUGCAGUUAUUCUUAAAAGAGCUAAGAAGCUGGAUAUACCACAUUUAAUUAUUCAUAAACUCAUCAAAGCUGCUCUUUCACAUUUUGAUUCUUACAUGAAGGGCAGAAAAGAAGGUGGAGAAGAUAUUCAACAAGUUACUUUAGAUUUAAUGGGACAGCAUCUGCACUGUGCAAUGCACAGUAGAAAAUCAGAGUUACAGUAUCUCAGAAAGAUGACAGAAGCGUUACUUCCACAUAUAUUUCCACGCAAUGCCCUGGAGUGCAAGGGUGUCUGUGCCUUGGUACGUGAGAUAUUGUCAGGCUCUUUAUUACUUCAAGGAAUGGAUGUAAUUGCAGAUCCUGACAUGGUCAAUAAAUUACUUCUCAUAUUCUUUGAUGAAGAACCAAUGACAGCAUGUACUGAUGCACCGUCACCCAAAGUGUGUAUAUUAGAAGCAUUCUAUGAGACCAAUCAUAAACCAAGAAAUUCAGCACUGAGUUUAGAAUUGACUGAUAUGCUGAAGGAUAAGAUGAUUUUGUAUCACUUCAUGGAAUUUAUGAAAAAUGAAGGAUCUCUUAAUGUUUUACAAUUCUGUCUCUCAGUAGAGGAUUUUAAUCGAAGGAGUUUAGUGCCAGAACUGUCUAUUGAUCAGAUGGUAUGUCUGCACCAAGAAGCUCAAGAUCUUUACAGAUUGUACUUUGCACCUCAUGCAAUAGAUAGAAUACAGUUUGAAGAUGACAUUAUAGGUGAAGUUAAAUCAAUUGCUGAGGGUCCAUAUAAGGAGGUUACACGACUCCGUACUUCAGAUGCAUUAUUCAGGGCUUAUGAACAUGCAUAUAAUUUACUGGAAAACACUUUUUGUCCUCUAUUUCACCAAAGUGAUGCAUAUUAUACAAUGCUGUGUGGGAGAAGACUGUCAUAUGACUGCAGACCUCUCAGUCCUGUCAGUGACCUCUCACCUACGACACCGUCGCCUCCGCCAUCGCCGCCCCCACCACCGCCUUCUGCAGCUCAGUUGCAGCAACGGAGACGAUCUAAUGAACCAUUGUCUGCUGUAUCUAAACUAGGCAGUAGAAUUAAAGGAGUAUUCAAGAGUCAAACAGUAGAAGAAAGGUUAUUGAUGGAAGCAGAAGAUAUGCUUGAAAGCGAUUCACCACAGUCUGUAACUGACAUUCUUGGAGUUGAAGACAUAUUGCCGUUGAGUUUCCCACUUCGUGAUCUCAGUGCAUGGAGGGUGAAUAUACUGAGGUGUGGACUACGCCAAGAAGGCAAUAAUAAGUAUUUUGUUUACGUCAUCCAUGUUGACAGACUAGAUGUCAGGACAGCUGGUGAGGAAAAAAUGUCUUGGGAAGUUGAAAGGAGAUAUCAUGAAUUUUAUGUUUUGGAGAACAAAUUGACUGAAUUUCAUGGUGUAUUUGAGGACUGUUCGUUGCCUUCUAAAAGGUCUUUUGGAACCAGAACCCAAGACUUUAUUGAAUCAAAGUUACCAAUACUGGAAAAAUGGCUACAGAUGUUACUAACCAAGCCAGUGUUGAGAGGCAGUGAAUUGUUGUAUAAUUUCUUGACUACUAAGGAUGAAUUUGUUGCCAAACUAUUACCAGAUGUCAACUUUGGUAAAAUGUUGAAAUCAGUGCCAAAUAGACUACUGAAGGAGAGAGGGCAAUUUUUGGAGCCAUUUUUACAGUCCUUUGCUGCAUCCACCGAAGCUCCCAAACCCAAGCCAAGUGGAAAUGACCUCAGAGACAAAACAUAUGAGACAUUAUUAGAAAAGCGACAUAGUGAUAUAUAUGAUGAUAAUGCUGAGUUCAAUGUGGAUGAUGAUGAUGAAAUACAGUACACUCGAGAGAUUACUGAUGUCAAUGUAUUGGAUUUAGAUGGUGCUUUUGAGUAUGUUGUAUAUUUAGCUCGAGCUGCUUAUGAAAUUCCCGUCUGGAUUCAUCAAAUAUUGAUGACUGUUAAAAUACUAGCAAAGAAUACAAUAGAAGGCUACUUAGAUUA